ACCUUAAUAUAUAAAGAAAUUUCCCUGGCGCUGAGCGUCAGUGUCGCACCAACUUGCAUGGGCUGUACUCUCUCUGGCCUUGCUCUAAAUAAACCACACAGCAACGCCAACACCACCGAGAUGGAGAUCAAGGUCCAGGAGCUAGAGGACAUCGCUAACAAGCUGAGGGUGUUGUCCAUAAAGAGCACCCAGGCCUCCAACUCUGGACAUCCAACAUCAUGUGCGUCCAUGGCAGAAGUUAUGUCAGUGCUGUUCUUCCAUACUAUGAGAUACAAGCGUUGUAGCCCCCGGGAUGCCAGCUCUGACCGCUUCAUCCUCUCUAAAGGACAUGCAGCUCCCAUACUAUAUGCUGCCUGGGCCGAGGUAGGACUCUUCGCACAAAAGGAUCUGCUGAACCUACGUAAAAUAGACAAUGAUCUUGAAGGUCACCCAACUCCAAGACUGAAUUUUGUAGAUGUAGCAACAGGUUCCCUUGGGCAAGGUCUGUCUGUGGCAUGUGGUAUGGCAUAUGUUGGAAAGUACUUCGAUAAGGCUUCAUACAGAACUUACUGCCUUAUUGGUGAUGGCGAGAGUGCAGAGGGCAGCAUCUGGGAGGCUUUGAGUUUUGCAGGAAUAAAAAAAUUAGACAACCUAGUGGCAAUCUUCGACAUUAACCGCUUAGGCCAGUCAGAACCAACUGCUUUCCAGCAUGAUAUGGACAUUUACCGUACUAGGUUGGAAAGCUUUGGCUUUAAUGCUCUUGUAGUAGAUGGACAUGAUGUGGAGGCACUCUGCAAGGCUUUCCAUGAAGCUUCUCAGACCAAAGAUAAGCCUACUGCUAUUCUUGCAAAAACCUACAAGGGUCGAGGCUUUCCCAGCAUCGAGGAUGAAGAGAACUGGCAUGGAAAACCCUUGGGAUCAAAGGCAGAAGCAGUUAUUGAACAUAUUGAAAGUCAGAUAAAGAAUUCAGGACCUAACACCUUGGUGCCACAGAAGCCCCUACAUGAGGAUGCUCCUGAGGUGGACAUCUCUAACAUAAAAUUAUCUUCACCACCAAAUUAUGAGAAAGGUAAAGAAGUAGCGACAAGACAAGCUUAUGGCACAGCCCUUUCAAAGUUGGCAGAAAAUAAUCCUAGAGUAAUUGCCCUUGACGGAGACACGAAGAAUUCUACCUUCUCUAAUGCUAUGCUGAAAACUGAUGCUGACAGAUACAUAGAAUGCUUCAUUGCAGAACAAAACUUGGUGGGUGUUGGUAUUGGAGCAACAUGCCGUGACAGAACUGUGGCUUUUGUCUCCACUUUUGCUGCUUUCUUUACCCGUGCCUUUGAUCAGUUACGCAUGGGAGCUAUUUCUCAGACCAACUUAAAUUGUGUAGGAUCCCAUGCCGGGAUCAGUAUUGGUGAAGAUGGCCCCAGCCAGAUGGCACUAGAAGAUAUAGCAAUGUUCCGCUCCAUCCCAACUGCCACGGUGUUCUACCCUUCUGAUGCUGUAUCUACAGAACGUGCAUGUGAACUAGCAGCAAACACUAAAGGCAUUUGCUUCAUCCGUACUUCUCGUCCAGGGACUGCAGUUGUCUAUGAUAAUGAUCAUGAAUUUGAGAUUGGCAAAGCUAAUGUAAUAAAGUCGUCUGACAAGGAUCAAAUCCUGGUAAUAGGUGCAGGAAUAACAUUGAAGACGGCACUGAAAGCUGCUGAAAGUUUGAGUGGCGAAGAUAUCAACGUGCGUGUCGUGGAUCUCUUUACUAUAAAGCCUAUCGACAAGGAUGGAAUUAUUAAAAAUGCAAGAGACUGUGGUGGCCGCAUCAUUGUUGUAGAGGAUCAUUACGCUGAAGGUGGCAUUGGUGAAGCAGUGAUGUCUGCAGUUGCCUUGGAGCGCGACAUAAUCGUCCGUCACCUGGCUGUUCCUCGUGUACCACGCUCUGGAAAGUGUGACGAAUUAUUGGAUAUGUUUGGUAUUUCUGCUUCAGCAAUAAUCAAAGCUGCUAAAGAGAUAAAGAAUCUGUAGACCUAAACUGCAACAUAUAUUAAUCUUCCAAAGAACUGUUCACUCAAUGUUUCAAGAGCUUUGGUAAAUUGUAAAGCUGGCAAUUUAAUCAUCUCAUAUUUAUUGUACCUGUGAUUAAACCAAAUACUGUCAGGGGGCCAGAGAGCAUUCCAGCAAAUUAAUAUACUUUCCAGUACAUUCCAGUAAUGGACCAGAUAAUGAAGUCAUGUUUUGAUCCCUAUACACUACUUUAGUAAUCCAUUUAAAGUUGAGUGAUACAGUAGUCUGAAGUGGUUAACUUAAUGUAAUAAAAUGUCACUUGUGAUAAAUAGUUUAUGGAAAGACUUUUCCUGUGUAAAUUGGUUCUAUAUUUGGAUAAGUUUUCUUUUAAAAUUAUUGUAUUUGCUUUUGAAAAUUCCUUGCCAAAAAUCUAAAUAGUUGUAAUAAAGAAGUGUAUAUAUUAUAUAAA
This is a messenger RNA of Cherax quadricarinatus, 2431 nucleotides long. RefSeq names its product transketolase-like protein 2. Lineage: Eukaryota; Metazoa; Arthropoda; Malacostraca; Decapoda; Parastacidae. The record is from RefSeq and is a predicted model, not a curated record. Gene Ontology annotation, molecular function: thiamine pyrophosphate binding; transketolase activity.